AUCAUCUUUCGUUCAAAUCGUUGGUUUCAUUUUUACUGGGUCUAUGGUGUUCUGCCAGAUUAUCCCCCCAAUCAGACUUUCACACUCUGCACCACGCCCGAGUUGAAAGUAACUCUUGGCAUGCACAAGUUUCGUUGCAUCUUUUGCUUCAAAGUUUUGAUUAAACGUUCGCUUCAAUGGCCCUAAGAGUACAAUUUUCCAAGAGAGGACAAAUUCAAUAGUCUGAAGAACUCGUAGUCUGUGUAUGCGUAUUUCGACAUGCCCCGAUUUUUGCCUCAAUUCUGACUCAUGAUCACAUUGGAGUGCAGUUCGAAAUUGAGUGCUGAGGAGCUUCCAAAGAUCGAAGAUUACAGCAUUGGUGCGGGGGUCUUCGUUGUUUUGGGUUGCUGGAGUAUGAUACGUGUUUUCUUGCGACGCGGAUGAUUCUUCGAUUGCUGCAGUGAUCAUUAUUGGGUACUAUUCUCUGGGCUGUUGGGGCUGAGCUUUCGUGGUUAUUUACCGCGUUUUGAAGAGCCCCCUUCAGGAAUUGAGAACGCGAUGGGGAAAGUAGUUUUACAGGGCGAAGCAGCGGAAUGGAGCUCUGUUGCUGUUGUUCUUUCUGCAGCAGGAUAAUAGAAUAAGGAUGACAAACUUUGAGAGGGUUCUCAAGGUUUUUUACUUUUGGAGUUGCGAUGGUUCGUUCCGGAGAAUUGCAGGAGAAAUCUAGAGUAUGAGGGGCCUAGAUUGAAGUUAGACAUAUUCAUUCGAAGUUUUUGGCUGCUGUGUAAGAGAAGUGAUCAUCAUGGGACGCACUCCCAUGAGCGGAGGCACUGCCUUCCGAUUUCUACCUGCAGAGGUCGCAGAUAUGGAGAAAGCUCUUGAUGCAAGCAAUGGGGCAACCCCAGCCCGUAGCAUUGUUGAGACACUUGCAGAUAAGUUCACUAACUCUUCUGAGCGUAGCGGUCAAAGGCCAGUUCAAUGGAAGCAGGUGUGGAAUUGGUUCCAAAAUCGGCGGCAUGCUCAGAAAGCUAAGAUUGACAAGCUCAAAGGUGUUGGGCCAGGUGGAGAGACACCUUCUGCUGCAAAAUCGGUUGUUGUGGCAGGACCAAGUGCUGCCAAAAAACCAAACGUCCAUGUGCCAAUGGAUUUUGAAGCCAAGUCAGCUAGAGAUGGUGCAUGGUAUGAUGUUUCGGCCUUUAUUAACAAGCGUACAGGUGAGAAUGGUGAACCAGAAGUGCGGGUUAGGUUUGCUGGAUUUGGGUCUGAAGAAGAUGAGUGGGUCAAUAUUGCAACUGCAGUUCGUCAACGAUCACUUCCCUGUGAGACAACCGAGUGCGUGGCAGUGCUGCCUGGUGAUUUGAUCCUGUGUUUUCAGGAGGGCAGUGAGCAGGCUUUGUACUUCGAUGCGGACAUUUUGGACGUACAAAGACGCAGACACGACGUACGUGGUUGUCGGUGCCGUUUCUGGGUUCGCUAUCGUCACGAUCAAACAGAGGAGGUUGUGCCACUUAGGAAAGUUUGUCGAAGACCUGAAACAGAGCAGCGCCUUCAGCAGGCCAGGGAAGCGAAUGCGUCCAGCAAUAAGUUCCCCAACAAAGACAUUGUUGUUGAAGCUUCAUCAAGGCCAUUGAACGGGACCCCAAAUACCAUCGCUGCACCACCAAUGCCUCUAACUACACCAGCCACACCUUUACAACUCAGCGCUGCUUUCACUGCAACGCCAUUACCAGGCGCUUCUUCCAAUUUCCACACACCCAUCCAACCAGGCACAACCACUCCAGGAUUAACUCCCGUUCAGCCGCUUCCGAUGCAGCCGCUCAAUACUCCAGACGUUAAGUCUUCAAUCCCUCACCAAGCUCCUCCUUCAAAUACUGCCGCUACGCAUCAAGGCACUACUCCUGUUCCCGCCGUUUCUGCCUCUCAGGGACUUUUACCGAGUGCGCCAACUGCUGCAGUUACACAACCCAUGGCUUCAACCUCUGCUCAGCAGCAGACUACUACAAGUAUCGAAAGUAGUCUUGCUCACCAAUUGAGCAUUUCUGCCCCUGCCCAGCACCAUGCUCCUCCGGUUAGUAAUGCAGUUGAACCAGCUCAACAGCAGCUUGCUGCAGAUGUUGCAGUCAUCAAGCCUGGUGUCUCUAGAGCUUCCGAUGAAGAAGCCGUUGCAAGCACUGGAGUCCCUGAAAUAGAUAACGUGGAUAGUGUAAAGCCAACUCUAGCAGUUGAACAAACUGGGCCUUCGACCGUGACUCAAGUGGAUUCUUCUACAACUGUUGGUCUUUCAACGGGCACAUCUGGGGGAACUACACCUAAGGAAGAGGAGAAACCUUUGGCGGGUAAAACCUAGUGUUCAUUACCUGUGUUUGAAUUUACUAGUUAACGUUUUAUCUGUGGCUGCAUCGAGUAGCAAUCUUCCUCAGUAAGUAGAACCAACAAGAACUGAUGGAUUCUCCGAUCCUCAAGAUUUGUGAAGUAUGCAGCCUGUUGGACCCUGCAGGGUACAUGACUGAAUCUUUCGGCUAAGGCGAACGGCCUUGGCUAGCUGACUUUUUUGCAAGCCCGUGUAGCUUUCUCAAUGGUCGUUUAGCGGUGUCUCUAGAGAUCACAGAGAUGUGGUUUUGUGUACUUAAGCAGAGAUUGCUUUGAGUAGGGUAGUGCAUUUUAUGGUUAGCAUAACUGAAUAGGGUAGCUCGACUCUUCGUCACAACUUGCAGCUGCUUUGGUUCAUUUUGUACUUGGUCGAUUGUGAAGUAAAGAUUGGUUGCCUUAACGUUUGUGCA
This is a messenger RNA of Physcomitrium patens, 2759 nucleotides long. Its product is annotated as protein SAWADEE HOMEODOMAIN HOMOLOG 2. Lineage: Eukaryota; Viridiplantae; Streptophyta; Bryopsida; Funariales; Funariaceae. Gene Ontology annotation, molecular function: chromatin binding. The record is from RefSeq and is a predicted model, not a curated record.